AUGUGGGAAUCGCAAUGGACGAAAAUCAAAAGCGAGGGCCAUGGGUCAUCUACUAAUGUUAAGUACGGACCCGACGCCCCUGGACUAGCGAGUGGACACGCCCUGCCGCUGCGAGCAGGCUCCAGUCCCGACCAGGAUAAGCUUCGAAUGGGAUCCAUCGGCUGUUGUGCGCGAGCGAGUGAGAGAGCUGAGAAGCGACGAGGGAAGACAGAAAAGAUGGAGCAACAACGAGAAGGUGUGAAGGACCCAAGACCAGACAGACGCAAGACACGAGUACCCGGUGCUGCUUGCAUGGAGCCACCAGACUUCAAGUACCCGCUGUCCGACGCCGCCGUCGCCGCCGCCUAUGCUCGUCGCCCUGCUGGCUUUCCUGUGGCGCGACUCUUUUGCUCCUGCCAUCUCAGCCAUCUUGCCGCCAUUCAUCCUCUCUACCUUCUGCAUCCCCAAACAAUCAUUUUGGCCACCCCGUCGCCGACUAACGUGUUCUUGUUUUUCCUCAUUCACAUAACUUCCGCAUCUGCCAUCCCCCUCUCUGCAUUCUUUUCGCCAUCUCCAGAGCAAUUUUCACCCCCCUGCGCCGUUGCCUGCUCAUCGCGCUGUGUCCCUUCGCCGACCGUGCAUCCUUUCACGCAACUCGCGACAACGUACGCCACCGCUCCAGACGCGAUUUCCUCGCCGCCUCGAUAUUUUCAAAUAUUGCUACCAGACUCCGGCGCGAUCAGCAAUAUUUUCAGGUCAACCUACGUCUGCCAUCAACUCCGCGCGCCACACAAACGCCCCCGCGACCCAUCUUAUCUUCACGAUCCCGUUUGCUCGUCGCAAGUGCAUACUCUCAUUUUGCGCCGCUCAACAAACUCGUUCUUUUAUUGCGCUACCCAAGCGACACCGUCUGCGACGUCACCGCCUCGUCGUGACUUUUCCAGCGCCAUUUGCGACAGUACCCCUGUACCCGAGCGACGAACCCGCGUCAGCGCAACUGCCCUCUCGAUUUACGACUGCAUAUCGUCGUGCCUCUGUCCUGCAGCAGCAUCCCUACUACUUGGGCACCCUUUUUCUGUCCGAGCGCAUGUACUUGAUCUCCGGGCGAUGAACACUGGCCGCAAAUUAUCGCCAACUCAACCUCCAGUUGGCUCCACUAGCGCGUCCGCAAAACCCUUGCAGUCAAACCGUUCGACUCCCUUUUUGCCAUCUUCAGGCGCAGAUACCGACUCUAUGGCCGCUACCGCCUAUCCCAACUCAUCACACGCUUUCCGGCCCGCCAACUCGGGCCAAAUAUCGCGCCCCUUCAUCAUGAAUGGUAAAGGAAAAUCCGCCGACCGCGGCGUCACCAACCCCGUCGGCACUCCCUUCUCAAACUCCCCCGCGCCGUCCGUGAUCCGCGUCCUACUUCGUCGCCUCCCUCUCAGCUCCUCGGAAGAAACCAUUCGACUCAUGUUGGUCUGGUCGCAAGAGCUCACCGAUAUCGAGCUGCUGUCUGCCGAAAAAUCGGAAGACGAGGGCUUUCGCUCCGCCCUCCUCCGCUUUAAGACUAUGAAUGGCGCCAUUGAAGCCAAGAACAUGCUCGAUGGCCGCUCCAACAUUUCCAACGAUGCCGAAAUGAUCGUUGAGAUCCUCAGCCCCAGCGUCACCAGCGGCCGCCGCCACAACGACGGGCCUCAGAAUGGAACAAACGGCCAGAUUCCCACCUCGGCUGCGCCUGGUGGUCCCUCUGCCCGCCAGCAGCCCCAGUUUGCAAAUCCUUUCCACACCCUCGACAGGAUUUCUCCUACUAGCAUGUUCCCUGGACGAGAGUUUGUUCCUGGCGAAAAUUAUCAAGCCAUCUUCUACCCACAGUCACCAAUCGGACAUCACCUCAACGUCUCUGAUCGGAGCCACGUUUCGAGCAAGUCUCUCAUUACUGGCGACUACAACGAUGACGAUGAUACCAGCAACCUCUUGAAGGAUCCUGUUGCGUAUGCUCAGAAUAACAGCGCCCACGGCAACUCAUUCGGCCGGCGCGCCACCGCACCCCAGGUUCCAGUCAGUCACAUGGCCAGCCUCAGUCUAAAGACCAGCGCUCCCCCAGGUCCUUCCUCACUGGGGCCGCACCAUAUGAACUCACUUUCUCCCGUCGGCAACGCGCCUGCUAGUAAUGGGCCCAGCAUGAAUUUUCAUUCUACUCCUGGCCCGCACUUUCCGCAUCACAACUUUCCUCCCGUGAAUCCGGCCGACCAGAACCCGCCGUGUAACACACUUUAUGUCGGUAAUUUACCCAUCGACACGUCCGAGGAGGAGCUCAAGGCUGUGUUUUGCAAGCAGCGCGGCUACAAACGUCUAUGUUUCCGCACCAAGCAGAAUGGCCCCAUGUGCUUUGUCGAGUUUGAAGACAUCACCUUUGCGACCAAGGCUCUCCACGACCUCUACGGCACGCCUCUGCACAAUAGCACUAAGGGUGGCAUUCGUUUGAGCUUCUCCAAGAAUCCACUCGGAGUCCGCUCCGGCCAGGUCCCGACCCAGCCGGCGUCUAUGCAGAUGCCCAAUGCCAACGGCAUGAGCAGCGGGCCGGCCAAUGGCUAUAGCGCCAGCGGUCCGCCUCCCGGUCUGUCCGCACCUCCUGGUCUAGGUAGUGGACGAUCCCACUUUAGCACCAACAGCGUCGGCGGGAGCAGCAACCAGAGACAGCAAUAUGUCUUCUCCGGCUUCCCUACAGCCAGUAACAACCCAUGGAACACACCCUCCUACUCUAGUGGUGCUGUUGCUGGUGGUUCCAAUGGACACUCUCAUUCAAAUAACUUUAUGCCUCACCAUAUGAUGGGCCGUUAG
Molecule: messenger RNA, 2802 nt
Organism: Beauveria bassiana ARSEF 2860
Lineage: Eukaryota; Fungi; Ascomycota; Sordariomycetes; Hypocreales; Cordycipitaceae
Product: RNA recognition domain-containing protein
Exons: 4
Coding region: 1-2802 (933 amino acids)
Molecular function (GO): mRNA binding
Source: RefSeq, a predicted model, not a curated record